This is a messenger RNA of Chara braunii, 1545 nucleotides long. NCBI's taxonomy places the organism in Eukaryota, Viridiplantae, Streptophyta, Charophyceae, Charales, Characeae. The record is from the annotation of a GenBank genome assembly.
GGAGGAGAGGUGUGCUUGUGUGGGAGGCGUGUGCCGGCCCGUCGUCUGGUGGUUUGCAAACUGCUGGCAAUAGAGGAGAUGGACAGUCCGGUUCCAUCUGCAAGUUCUUCACAGGAGCGGGAAGGCAUGCUCUUCUUCUUGGUUUUCGCCAUAACCCAGUGGGUGCACAGGUGCAAUGCGGCGGCCAUGGCCGUCCUCGAAGCUGUCGCAUUCGCCCCAUUCCUGUCCGGGGACGCGGCGACGUCGUUGCCGCUCCUUGCAGGCGGGGUGAUGCACGGAUUCGCUCUCGCCAGUUUGGCUGCGGAGGAGUUGGGAAGACGUAUGGAGCGCAGACGGCGGAUAUGGGUCGUGGAACGAAGCGGGGGUGUGUGGAGGGAUUUGCAGCGAGUUGGGCGUGAACACGACAAGGUGUUUGUCCGAUUCUGCAGGCUGCCUCGCCCACUAUUCUUCGAAGUGCUGGGUAGAAUUGCACCCCAUAUCCCGCGAGCCCCAACGAACUUCCGGAAUCCUAUUCCUGCUGGUCAGAAGUUCGCUAUGGCUCUCAUUAGGUGGGUGACCGGCGGGUAUUACCGGCAGACCUCGCAUGGCAUGGGCAUGGGGCUUGCGAGUGCCUUGCGUUGCAAUGAGGAGGUCGCAGAUGCUAUCAUCAGCGAGUAUGGCCAUCUCCUUCGGUGGCCGACUGGCCCUCGAAUGCAGGAAGUGGCGAACGCUUUCGAGGCGAAAGGGUUCGCCGGUUGCAUCGGGGCAAUUGAUGGCACCCAUUUGUACAUCGACAAACCGAAGGGUGUGCGCGGGGAAUGCUACUACCAUCACACAGGACAGUUCUCUGUCGUGGCGCAGGUAGUUUGUGACCACGAGUGCAGAAUCACUAGUGUUUACGUGGGGUGCCCAGGGUCUGUGCAUGACUCAAGAGUUUUGCGCAUUUCAGAACUGUUCCGUCAGGUCUCGCAAGGGGCAGGUGUCUUCAGCGAGGGAGAUGCUCACCUGCACGACGGCAGACACGUGGGACGGUAUGUGCUUGGUGAUCAAGGUUACCCUCUCCUGCCAUGGAUCAUGACACCUGUCGGGAGGACGGCUACAACAGCUCAGGAACGAACCUACGACAGCUGUCACUCAUCGGUGCGGUCUUGCAUCGAGCGCCGCUUCGGCCGACUGAAGGCCGUGUGGAGGAAUUUCAUCCGACCGCACAUCAGCAACAUGAAAACCAUUUGCAAGGAAGUGAUGGCAAUCUGCAUCCUCCACAACCUGAUGAUCGAGCACAGGGUGGAUUUUGACCCUGGUGUGCUCGAUAGUAGUAGCGACAGCGAUGGUGAUGGCGGUCAUCGCAGACGCCGUCGUCGACGGAGAGAUGGUCGCCGUUUCGUUCGUCACAUGCCCAACCUCAACGUCGAGCCCAUGGUGGACGAUGACCCUACAAACGGGUCCGCGCUAGGGGAGUUGGUUCGCAGGAGUCUGAUCGAGCAUGUGGACCACCACGUGGCGGUUCAUGGUGCGCCACCGCCAUGUCCGUGGCGAUAGUUGACGACGUGGAUAACAUACCACGUU